AGCCUCUGAGCGUCUCUCUCUCUCUCGCUCUCUCUAACACAAAUCACUCCAUUCUUUCGCUCUACGGCCCGUCAGUGAAAGCAUUGCUGUGAAAUCAUGACGGACUUGGAGAACUGCCUGGCCACCAUCAUUGAAGUGUUUCAUAAGUACUCAGAGAAAGAGGGAGACAAACACAAGCUGAAGAAAAGCGAGCUGAAAGAGCUGCUGACCCACGAGCUGCCCUCGCUGACCGAGCAUGUGAAGGACCAGGCCACCAUGGACAGUCUCAUGGAGAGUUUGGAUGCCGACGGCGACUCUGAAUGUGACUUCCAGGAGUUCAUGACCUUUGUAACCAUGGUUACCAUCUGUUGCCAUGAGUUCUUCGAACAUCACGAGGAUGAAUGAGUCAGAUUUCAGAAAUAGCAACUGUAGAAUUUAAGCAAUUUGAAGUAGCUUAACUAUGUAGAACUUCGUAACUCAUUUUUAUUAUUUUUUUUGCCUUUUGAUCGUUUUCCACUGUCUGGAUGUUUGUUUGGCUCAGUGUGGUAAGACGUGGUUGUAAAUGGUUUCUGGUUGAAAAAGAAGCUUCAGUGUGGCUUAAAUUUGCAUGGAAGGGAAAUUGAAAACCUUAUAAUUUAUUUCAAAUAUUUGAAUUCCUUAUGUUUAAUUUAGGCCAAAAGAUGUCUAACAGUAGUUGCUAACGGUUGCUUUUAAAAAGACAACAAUUCUAAUGUAGUCAUGUAUAGAAUGGACUAUGUAUACUUGGAAUAUCAGUAAUAUUCUUUGUUUCACUAUGAAAUAUUGAAAAAACUUCACAUUUAGGACUAUUUAAGUGCUUAAAUGUUUUGGGGACGGAAGAGAAAAACUCAAAAGCCGUAGACAAAUCACAGAUUUACCUGAUAAACCAAAGUCAUUUAAAAAUAGAAUUAUUUCAUUUAUACUGUUUAAUUAAUUCCCUUUUGUUAUGAUGCACAUUGGAUAAAGAAAAGCACAAGGAGAGAAAAACACAAAUGAAAUGAUGCAGCUGACAAAAUCUUGGGCAUAAAAUGGUGAAUUUCUCUUCUUAUCAAUGGAAACAUAAACUAAGUUUUAUCCCCAAUAAAAGUAAACAUGUUUCUUAUAUGUAAACAAAAAUUCAUCUAAUUCUGUAAAUUGGAACAGUAAAAAAAACAUUUCUAUUGUUGUGAAUUUGCAUUUGUGUGAAUGAAACUGUCAGUUAUUUAACCACCAUGUUGACCAACAGCUGAUUCAGUUCCCCAGUCUGGAACAGUUUCCUGCUCUUGUGAUGAAGCUGAAUAAAUCACGAAUGUUAGAAGAUUUCCUCCUUUUUCUUGCCUUUGUUUGCUGAGAAUUAAUAAAAUAUUGAAAUGUG
This is a messenger RNA of Colossoma macropomum (tambaqui), 1351 nucleotides long. RefSeq names its product S100 calcium binding protein, beta (neural) (gene s100b). Gene Ontology annotation, cellular component: nucleus; cytoplasm. Gene Ontology annotation, biological process: positive regulation of cell population proliferation; positive regulation of canonical NF-kappaB signal transduction. The coding region runs from base 97 to 384 and encodes 95 amino acids. The record is from RefSeq and is a predicted model, not a curated record. NCBI's taxonomy places the organism in Eukaryota, Metazoa, Chordata, Actinopteri, Characiformes, Serrasalmidae. The transcript has 3 exons. Gene Ontology annotation, molecular function: S100 protein binding; RAGE receptor binding.